UUGUCGAUGGGUGGGGGAGGUUGAAGGGGUCAGGCAACUGGGUUGGUGGGCGUUGGACUGCCUGCUUCUGUUCAGUGGCUGGGAAUCAAAUAAAAAACGAAGCGAUGCAGGCACAUGUGGCGUUGUCAAACACUGAGGCAGACUGGAGUAGAGUAGUAGUUAGGUAACUGGUUAUCACAUCAGCAUGACAGCACCAUUAAGAGUGUCAGUUUUUCGGAAUGGCUGUGCCGGCUGUGGUCAUGCCCUUCUGUUUAGGAACUCCCUGAGUGACCUGAUGUCAGCAGCAUCAUCCAAGCUUGGGUUUGCUGUUGGAGCACUGUUUAAUGAGCAAGGAGGUCUCAUUAGUGAUCCAGACAUCAUAAGGGAUGGUGACAUACUGCUGGCGGCUGCCGAGGGUGAGCCGUUUUCCCGUGCUGCGCCAUCCCUCGCUGCUGGCGGCGCCGCUGGUGUCCGGAGCGGGUGCUCCGACAGUGGCACCACUGAGUGGGUGACGCUGAACGUGGGCGGCCGCCUGUUCACCACCAGUGUCACCACGCUCACUGGCGUCGAGCCGAACUCGAUGCUGGCCAGGAUGUUCGGCGGCGACCCUGAGGGCUUGCGUCCCGGUGACCGGGACAGCUCGGGCGCCUACCUGAUCGACCGCAGCCCCACCUACUUCGAGCCGAUCCUGCACUACCUGCGCACGCGGCAACUGGUGCUGGACGAGGGUGUCAACCCGGCCGGUGUGCUGGAGGAGGCGCGCUUCUUCGGGGUGGAGUCGCUGCUGGGCCGGCUGGAGGCGCUGGCGGCGGCCGCGCCGCCGGUCGCCGCCGACGCGCCGCUUUCGCGCCGAGAGGUGGUGCGUGCCCUGCUGGUGACGCCCAGCCAGGCCAGCCUCCGCUUCCAGGGCGUCAACUUCACUGGCGCCGACCUGUCCAAGCUCGAUCUCAGGAACAUCAACUUUAAGUACGCGUGCCUGAGGGACUGUAACCUGCGCAACUGUAACCUGACGGGCUGCUGUCUGGAGCGCGCCGACCUGUCCGGCGCCAACCUAGACUCGGCCCAGCUUUCCUGCGUCAGGAUGAUCUGUGCCAACCUGGAGUCGGCCUACAUGCGCUCCUGCAACUUUGAAGACCCGGGUGGCAUCAGGGCUAACCUUGAAGGUGCCAACAUGAAGGGCGCCAUACUGACGGGCAGCAACAUGUCCUCCAUAAACCUGCGCGUGGCGACGCUGAAGAACGCCAAUCUUCAGGACUGUGACCUGCGGCUGGCCAUCCUGGCCGGAGCCGACCUCGAGAACGGCAACCUCUCGGGCAGUGAUCUACACGAGGCAAAUCUGCGCGGCGCCAACCUCACCAACACCGUCUUCGAGCUGAUGCUGACGCCCAUCCACAUGUCACAGACGGUGCGGUAGACCGCCCAGCGUGGGCUCAGAUGCGCUGCCGCUCUGGCUCGGUAUGGGAGCCGGCACGGGCCCGCAUGUGGCGUCCGUUAGGCUCCGUCCCGUGCGUGGUCGGUUGGGGUCCGGCCUGCAAAGACAGUAGGCCAGGCUUGCACCAUCCAGCGGCUCAGAUAGAGCGCCUCGGUUGCGGGCGUGGUGCGGAUCCGUCGGGGUCCCGCUGUUCUCGGCACGCGUCGCCGACGGGCGCUUUUUCUGCGUCGUCGACGGUGUGCGCCUGCCGCCUUCUGCCGGUCGCUGGAUUCGGCCAUUUGUUGCGAGCGCCCGUCGCGGUCGUGGAGAGCCAUUCCCUGAUGGUGGGCGCGGCUGGCUGCCUACGACGCCGGACGCCUCGCGCUGCUGCCAGGGCGUUAGUGUUUGUCACUCGGUGUGGGCGGUGAGAGGCCGCGGGGCAUUUGGGCAAGUGCUUUCCCGCAAGGCAGGGCGUACACGAUGUGGUGGAAAUGGACAGGGUUUGUCGGAUGUGAGCAUCGCAUGCUAUCCGCAGGUUCACCCUGUGGUAUGUGGUGUCAUUUGCUGUUGUUUGUCGGCGUCAGCCAACCUCAGUGCAAUAAACCACGACGAUGUU
This is a messenger RNA of Pollicipes pollicipes, 2006 nucleotides long. RefSeq names its product BTB/POZ domain-containing protein KCTD9. The transcript has 8 exons. Lineage: Eukaryota; Metazoa; Arthropoda; Thecostraca; Pollicipedomorpha; Pollicipedidae. The record is from RefSeq and is a predicted model, not a curated record. Gene Ontology annotation, molecular function: protein binding. The coding region runs from base 185 to 1393 and encodes 402 amino acids. Gene Ontology annotation, biological process: intracellular signal transduction; protein homooligomerization.